Messenger RNA from Notolabrus celidotus (New Zealand spotty), 3146 nucleotides. It is a transcript of the gene shox, whose product is annotated as short stature homeobox. The transcript is spliced from 6 exons. Gene Ontology annotation, biological process: regulation of transcription by RNA polymerase II. NCBI's taxonomy places the organism in Eukaryota, Metazoa, Chordata, Actinopteri, Labriformes, Labridae. The record is from RefSeq and is a predicted model, not a curated record. The coding region runs from base 209 to 1108 and encodes 299 amino acids. Gene Ontology annotation, molecular function: sequence-specific double-stranded DNA binding; DNA-binding transcription factor activity, RNA polymerase II-specific. Gene Ontology annotation, cellular component: nucleus.
UACACAGUCACAACAGCAGGAGUGAUCUCACCUCCUCUCCACCCCUCUCCUGUCUAUCGCUGCUGCUGCCAGCCUCCAAAAAAUCCGAGCGCACACAUCCGCGUGCAGAGCUGGUAACCAUAUAGAGACGCUGAGCUUUUCCUAUACUGAGACUUCACGGUGGAUUUCCAGGACCAGGACCACUGCUGAGCGCCCAGAGCCCCGAGCCAUGGAAGAACUUACGGCAUUCGUGUCGAAAUCUUUCGAUCAGAAAACCAAGGAGAGCAGCAAAGACAGUAUUACGUACAGGGAAGUUUUGGAGAGCGGCUUGACGAGGGCGCGUGAGCUGGGCAGCCCCGAGACGAACCUGCAGGACAUAACGGAGGGCUGCCCGGUGCAUCUGUUCAAGGACCAUGUCGAUCUGGAAAAGGACAAACUGAAGGACUUUAAUGUUUCCAGAGGGUCAGAUGGGAUAUACGAGUGUAAGGAGAAGAAGGAGGACGUGAAGUCUGAGGACGAGGACGCGCAGGGCAAACUGAAGCAGCGGAGGAGUCGCACGAACUUCACGUUGGAGCAGCUGAACGAGCUGGAGCGGCUGUUCGAUGAGACGCACUAUCCGGACGCGUUCAUGAGGGAGGAGCUGAGCCAGCGGCUGGGACUGUCCGAGGCCAGGGUGCAGGUGUGGUUUCAGAACAGAAGAGCAAAAUGUCGAAAACAAGAAAACCAGAUGCACAAAGGUGUUAUUUUGGGCUCCGGCAGCCACCUUGACGCGUGCAGAGUAGCACCCUAUGUCAACAUGGGCGCCCUGCGGAUGCCCUUCCAACAGGUCCAAGCGCAGCUCCAGUUGGACGGCGUCGCCCACUCCCACCCCCACCUGCACCCUCACCUGGCCACUCACGCUCCCUACCUGAUGUUCCCGCCCCCUCCUUUUGGACUACCAAUCGCCUCGCUCGCCGACUCGGCCUCUGCGGCAGCGGCAGUGGCGGCGGCUGCCAAAAGCAACAGCAAGAACUCGAGCAUCGCCGACCUGCGACUCAAGGCAGGACUUCUGCGGGGCCAGUGGCUCAGUCCACUCCAGGCACAGAUCACAUCCCAAGGACCGUACAAACACAUGUGGAUGUCUGUCUGAGGGCCGGGGGUCCAGGGCCCCCUGACAGAGCAGAGGACGUUAGAACAAAGCAAACUGGCAGCAACAGCAGCAGCAGCAGCAGCAGCAGGGCCAAAAAAGCAGAGCCUCCCUCGCUGACGCUGACACUUGUGUGGACACAGCAGAGGGGGUUGAGCAUUUUGUGGACUCAAACAACAACAACUCACGGAGGUGUAGGAACUGCUCUCACCUUUACACCCCGCUUACCCUUCUCUCUGCCUCCCCAACACCCCCACCUCCCCACCACCAUCACUCUAAAAACAAAGAAACAUUAAAAAAGCCGCCAUAUUUGUCUCCAACCACUGUGUUCCCUGCUGCUGCAGAGUGCAUGAGCUCUAAAGGAGGACCACACCUGACAUAAAUGCUCUACAGCUGUUUUUAACACUGCCGUUCUCCAUGCCCGCAACAACCCCCUCCCCCCCUCCUCCUGCAAAGUGAAAGCUCUCCAUUAUGGUUCGAUACCUUUCUUCUACUGGACUUGUGCUCAGACUAAAAGCAACAACUUUAUUGCUUCUUUGCUGCAGAACGGAAAGAUGUUAUCCCCCUCUCUUAUUCUCCCUCUCUGUCUUUAUUUCUUUCUCGUUCUUGUGUUGUAUCCCGGGUAAAGAAGUGAAGAUAGCCUUUGCACUUCAGGGUCUUGUAUGUGGGUGUUUACAAAUGGCACUACAAGCAGAUACUACUUUACUAAUUAAAAAAACAGGGGAAAAGGGGGCGGGGUUUGAUAUUGUCAUGUGAUCUGCGAAAAGGACAUUAUCUUGGAUAAAGGGUAUAAAAAGCAUCUUUUGGUUUUUCCUCUCUUUUCUUUUUUUGUAAUUCUGAAAAUAUGAAGAAAGCAUCAGUCAAACUGAAAUGCAAUGGUGUGCAGUUUAAGUGCAAUACUGUAAAUAGCGAAAAAAAAGUACAAAAAAAAAACAGCUAGCAGUUAACCCUCAACGAUAAAGAGCCCGAUGAUUUUUCAUUUGUUGUUUUUUUCAUGCACUGUUGAGAGUGUUGAAUUUCUUUGCCAAACACACCAGUUUUUCUACAGCAGUGUGUGUUUUAUUGAGUUGGAGAAAAGUCACUCAUCAUGACAAGGUGCCAUAUUCCAAAUACCCUCGUGUGUGCGUGUGUGCGUGUGUGUGUGUGUGCGUGUGUGUGUGUGUGCGUGUGCGUGUGAGCAGUUUUGUACACAUCAGAUUCAGAUGUUGAGGAAAACUUGAGCACAGAUUUGGAUGCUGCAGAUUAAUUACAGCUGAGUUUAUGAAUACUUUUAAAAUCUCUAUUGGCUCCUCUGCAAACGUCAGAAACACCUGCAGGUACUGGAAGAACUUCAAGUCAGAUCAGCAAAUAUCAGCAUCCUAAACCAAAACCAAGCAGUCGUUUACAAAACGAUUAGCUUAAUUCUGCAUGCUAGAUGUGACAUUUUAAUUCUGUGCUUUGCAAUCUCAUCCAGACAGAAACAAACAUUUGAAUUGAUUUGGAGUUGAAGGAUUUUUUAAAAAAAGCCUCUCCACACUGCUGUCAGAGCUGCGCCACACAUGUUGAUCUGUUUCAGAUCACUGUACCUCCAAGAGUCUGCAAACCCACAUUUCCUCUGCUAACAGACCUCCAUUUAGAAUCGUUUAUCUGUGUCUCCAUUUAAAUUAAACAUAUUGGUGUUUUAUUUAUUAUUUUGUCUGAAAGUCUAUGAAAGAUGAAAUAGUUGAGCUACAAGUGUACAUUUUUACAUGGCUUUGCAUUUAUUUUUGUAUGUUUUUUUAAGUGUUAAAUUUGAAUUAGGAGGUGUGGCUGUAGUGCAUCGUUCGCCUAAAGGAAAAAUAAUGUAGCGUGUCCGAGUUUACAAACAUUUCAGGGAUGGUUGAAUUGAACAAUACUCCAUGGAAUUUGUUGUACCCAUUAAAAUGAUUCUCAUUUCAUAUGCAAGCAUGCCUAAACAUGAAUCAUUGUACGGUUUGUUUUUCCCCCCCUUUUGAUUCACAAAAUAUGAAUGUACAUCUUGUACAAGUAAACUAUCAAUAAAGUUAUAAAUAUUUGUACUUGA